UACUGUAGCGGGGGACACCCUGUGGUUUCCCUUUGAUCGGUGUUUGGGCGCGACGCUGCUCCAAGCCGCGCAAGCUGCACGCUGCGCAAAGCUGUUAUUUUGUCCCAUGACCUUAGCCGACGAGGCUGCAGGCAGUCUGGAAGGCGCCACGAGGCCUCUCCAGCCACCAAGCCCAUGGAAGGCCAGCAACAAGCAGCUCUGCGCCAUAUGGUGCCUGGCGCUUCUGGCCACGCUGUUCACGAACUUGGAGGCGGUGCCUGGCAUGCGGACCAUCUCAAUGGCGUGUUGUUGCCUUUUGGCCGAGUGUUUGGACCGUCUUUGGGUCUUCCUCCUUUGCCUGCUGCCCAUGGGCGUGCUGAUGGGCUUGACCACCUGGGGAUAUUUGCAAGAAGCCGCCCUGGUCAUUUGCGUCGCCUUUCAGAUCCCGCUGAGCUUGGCGUACCUGGCGCACCGGAGGCUUGUGACCAGACAUCCGGAGCUCUGGAGUGUCACCCUGGCCUUCCCCUCGGUGCACACGGCUUUGUGGACAUUGUCAUCAUUAGUUCUGCCCGUUGGCUCCUUUUCAAGCCCUGCAUAUGAUGUGGCAGGGCAGUGGCUCAUGCUGACGCAGUGCAGCGCCUGGUUGGGGCGCAGCGCUGUGACUUUCGUGCUGAGCUGGGUCGCUGCCUCCGGAGCUCAUCGCUGGGCAAGCUCCCAUGGCCCAGGCUUCAAGGCAGCGCUCGCCAGCCUCUUCAUUGUUUGCAUUGCUGGCGGCAUCAGAUUCUACGUGCCCACGAUCUCCAUCGAUCGGGACUUCGUCUCGCCCGGCGGCGCGGUCCGGGAUUUCCUCCACGUGAGCUGCCUCAGCAGCAUGGACAACCUCUACGCCACCACCGCCGCGCGCCUGGCGGCGGGAGAUGCCAUCGUGAUGCACAGCGAGCGGCUCACCGAUGCCGAGACGGGCUUGGACGCACCGGUGCCGCGAUAUCAACACCUCCUUGAGCAGCACUUCAACAAGACUCAGAUUGAGGCAGUGAUAGUGCUGUCCUUCGAGGAUGACGGCAAGUCGUGGUAUCACUUGGUCACCAGAGAGGGUUCGGUGAUGAGCUAUGCCAAGAAUCAUCCAGUGCCCUUCGUGGAGUCCGAUUUGUCGCCGGGCACGUCGCGGCCCACGGUCACCGCGCCUCGUGCGUUGGGACGGCCCGACGCCGAGCAGAUCUCUCUGACGGGGACCAUUUGCUUCGACACGGACUUCCCAGCGGUGACCCGCUUCUUGGACGCGGAUCUUCUCUUGGAAACCUCCCAGACCUGGAGCAACAUAGGCCGACAGCAUUUGAGGGGCCAUCAGCCAGUUGGCGAAAGGAUGCGUGUGGAUGGAUGUGGGAGAAGACCAGACAUGAAGGUCAGGUCACAGUGAAAGGCACACACAACGCGUGUGAUCUUGCAGUUUUGGGUAUACUGUAUGCCCCAGAGCCCUCCCUGACUAGGGCCUCCCCGGGGCCAAAGAGGAACCAAUGGAUUCCACUUCCGACGAACCACUGUGAACCAGUCGUUUCAGCGGCCAACUCCUGGUGCCCUACAAGACUCAUCGAGUCGCUGAAGUCAAGACUUCAUGAAACCCAAGAGACAAUGUGUCGAUCUACUGCUAGGGAGAAACCACCUCUUGAGAUUGUUGAGGAUUCCACCAAAGGUUACGGUGUUGGGCAGGAAGGGAGGACCUGCUGCUGCACUUUGCUGAAAGGAGGUUCAGUUUGGUAUGUAUACAGUACUCUUCCAGAAAGGAAAUUUUGGAGUUGAUGUGCAUUUUGGCUGAGGAUGAGGGUAGCAGGCGUUUUGUGUCAUUUAUAUAACAAUUUCCACCGCAAUCCUCGGUCUUUCAGUGUUAAGGGACCGCCAACUCAGUUGGACACUCCAAAGCCAUCCUAGAUUUCCCCAUAGCACCAAACCUCAGAGGGGCUGAUGUUGAUGGAAGACAUCAUCUCUUCCUCCACCACAUUUAUAUGCAAAAAGUCAAUAUGGCCGUGGGUCAAAACUUGGACCCCGAAUUCC
Messenger RNA from Durusdinium trenchii, 2028 nucleotides. NCBI's taxonomy places the organism in Eukaryota, Dinophyceae, Suessiales, Symbiodiniaceae. The record is from the annotation of a GenBank genome assembly.